AUGUCGGAAGGAGUUGUGGAGCCGCUUUUCCAGCUCCUUGUGCACAAGGUCACGAUCGCUAAAUUUGACCUACUUAGGGACCUCGCAAAGAAAAAGGCUCUACCUGACUGCCCGGAGGACUCCGAAGGCUAUGUCCAAACGGUAACAUUUGCACCUUCUGAUGCCCUUGCGAGCCGCAAUAAAAGGUUUCUUAGGAGAUCGAGAAGAUUGGGAUGCACUCACAAUAACCAUAUCAAACGAAGAGCAAAACGCGGCUAUGUGCGCUUCUUUUUUAAUUGGACAGAUCACAACAUUCUUCGAGUCGGGAGUCGUCUAGUCCUCAAGGUGGAAAUGCGUUUCCUUCGACGGCUCAUCCACAUCGACUCGGAACCUAAUCGUGGAGCAUCGCCCGGUUCACUGCAAUGCGACGUGUUCGAAUACUUGACCGGAAAAUCGUGUAGUCGUUCAAGUUGGCUCACGACGGGUCCUCUGCAGCAAGGCCCUUCUAUCAUGUCGGUCGCCAGUGUUCGAGAGGAUGUUUUCGGGUAUGUCGGGUCAACUGUCCGGAAGAAUCAUCUGUUUAUUCAGAGAGCAGGAAGCUUCAAAGAGGCAAAUUCGAGCUUCAUCGCCCUAGAGGACAUGGAUACCGAUGUUGCCAUCAUGCUCAUCGAGUGGAUUCAAGAAGACAGGCUGCCUGAUUCCGCCGAGCUAAAUUGGACUAGGUGCAUGCGUGUUCUUAUGGCGGCCGACAAGUUCCAAGUCCACACACUGGUUCACUACUGCAUAUGCCAUCUUCGUCGUCUCCUCACUCAAGGAAGUGUGACAUUCGACGAGAUCAUUGUAGUUCGCAAGAUGCUGCAACAGUGCACAGGAACAAACACUACAAAACUGGCUAGGGACUGUGAGGCCUAUGUGGCAGCUCGAGCAGCAUCCGAUCCGUCGAAGAUGUGGAGCAUCCUGGAUUGCGGAAGCAUCGAGAUAAGGAAAACAUGUUGCAAGGGCAAUUCAACAGCUACAUAA
This is a messenger RNA of Eimeria acervulina, 999 nucleotides long. Its product is annotated as BTB/POZ domain-containing protein, putative. The transcript has 10 exons. Bases 1 to 999 code for a protein of 332 amino acids. The record is from RefSeq and is a predicted model, not a curated record. Lineage: Eukaryota; Apicomplexa; Conoidasida; Eucoccidiorida; Eimeriidae.